This is a messenger RNA of Sebastes umbrosus (honeycomb rockfish), 5548 nucleotides long. RefSeq lists its product as uncharacterized. The transcript has 7 exons. NCBI's taxonomy places the organism in Eukaryota, Metazoa, Chordata, Actinopteri, Perciformes, Sebastidae. Gene Ontology annotation, molecular function: protein binding; RNA polymerase II cis-regulatory region sequence-specific DNA binding; DNA-binding transcription factor activity, RNA polymerase II-specific. Gene Ontology annotation, biological process: positive regulation of gene expression; regulation of transcription by RNA polymerase II. Bases 1598 to 4507 code for a protein of 969 amino acids. The record is from RefSeq and is a predicted model, not a curated record.
AUGGUCUUUGUGUGAAGGCGGGCGAGGAGGACUAGUCUCGGUUUGGCUGCCUGAUUAGCAACAAACAGAAGGACUAUUUGACCGCCAGACUCUUCCUUUGCUUCACCGAGAGCGCUCUGAACUAUGUCGGGUGUUUAACCGGAGCUUUGUGGGUCUCUUUCGAGGAGGACCCGGCGGUGAUUUGUGUCUGAUCUUGGAGACACAACCUCGCUGCUUCUCUUCCAGGUCGUUUCAAAGUGGCGAUGCUGAGCUGAGCUGAUAAGCUGCGUCAUCAUGUUGCUUCCGACUCCUCGAGUUGCCGAAAAGAAAUCUCAAGUUAACAACGACAAGAGGUGAGGCUUGUUCACCGUCAACCAGACACCGGAGGCCAGACUCCCACAGAGACACCCUGAGAGAGAGAGACAUACAGAUGUGAAGCCGCCGCUGGAUCUUCUUGUUUACUGUGAAUCUGGUGACUUUACAUCACUUGGCUCGGCCGGUUUGUUGGCGCGGCAGAUACUCUGCUGCUGGCUGCUUUUAUUAUUAUUAUACAGAAGUGUGAGCCAAAUGGUUUCCAAAACAGAAAGUGGAACUACAUAGCUAUAUAAUAGUAUAAUAGGGGAUGUUUUUAAGCCACACACUGUUUGGAUGUAGCAGUAGAAGUGAUGUGACAGUAUCCAGUGAAAUGACUAUCAUCUGCUGCUGAGGAAAAACAAGUUAUUGUAAAAACCAUAAUAGCUCAUUAGUUUGUCCACUAGGAGAUGUGAGAUUAUUAGCAGGGUGUGGAAGAGUUAUUGUCUACAUAGAUAUAUAAUAGUUUGUUGUUAAAGCCACACACUGUUUAGAUGUAGUAGUAGAAGUGAUGUGACAGCAGAGGACAUCUCCAGUGGAAAAAUCACAUCUGGUGGUGACUUCUUCUUGAGGGAAAAACAAGCUUAUUGUAAAAACCAUAAUAGCUGAUUUAAUUUGUACACGUCCACUAGGAUAUGUGAGAUUAUUAGUAGGGUGUCAGAGAGUUAUUGUGAGGUAUAGGUGGUCUGUAGUAGAAGUGAUGUGACAGCAGAGGACCUCUCCAGUGAGCUGACUCAACAUCUGGUGGUGACUUCUUCUUGAGGAAAACAAGCUAUUGUAAAACCAUAAUAGCUUUAUCUUAAUUUGUAGACGUCCACUAGGAUAUGUCAGAUUGUUAGCAGGGUGUCAAAGAGUUAUUGUAACCAAAUGGUUUCCAAAACAGAAAGUGGAACUACAUAGAUAUAUAAUAGGGUUGAUGGUAAAGCCACACACUGUUUGGAUAUAGUAGUAGAAGUGAUGUGACAGCUGAAAUGCUGCUGACUCCCAUCUGGUAGGGACUUUUCUUGAGAAAAACAAGCUAUUGUAAACAUUAAUAUCUAAUUAGUUUGUAGAUAACCACUAGGAUAAGUCAGAUUGUUAAUGUCAAAGAGUUAUUGUGAGGUAUAGGUGCUCUGUUGUCAUCCACGUGGAGUUUAGGUCUGUGCGUAAAAGUUUGGUGACCAAACAGGACAAGACUGGGUGGUUUCUUCCGAGAGAGGACGCAGCUGUCUUCUCAGUUGCAAAGUUGUGUUUUAACGUUAUUUUAGAUUAUAUAUAUUAAAAAGAAAUGGCCGGCACCCACACUAGUGCUCGUUACGCAAACGCAGAGACGUUUUGUGCGUCCUGGUCGGAUGGACAGAGAGAGAUGGAGACAAAAGGGCGUGGACUUCCUGCACGGUGGUCGCCCCACUUCGAGAUGAUAGACGGGCUGUUGUACCGCAAGAAGCUGGAGAGGGGCUUCAUCAACUACCGGGAGGUUUUGGAUGAGAGCCGGAGACAUGAGGCCCUCUCCACCUUUCACCGGAGGAGGCUGGGCCAGAGACACCUUUCACUGGAGGAGACCUACAAAUGUGUGGCUGAAAACUACUGGUGGGAAGGGAUGUACUUCCAGAUCAGAGAUUUUGUCCUGGGCUGUCUAGAGUGUAAGAGCCAGCGCAUCAAAAAGGAGUCGGGUGGCAGAGGAUGUGUCACAAAGACGAUGGCGUCACACAGCGCUGACAUGCUGAGCAAGCUGAGGAGUCAGCGGGAGGCGGGGCUGUUCUGUGACAUUACACUGCGGACGAACGGGCGAUCCUACUCGGCCCACAGAGCUGUCCUGGCGGCCGUCAGCGAUCACUUCCAGGAAAUCUUCACAGAGAUGGACUCGAGCUUGAAAGCAGACAUAGAUCUCACUGGUUUUAGUGAGGACAGCCUUCUGUCUCUGCUGGAUUUCUCCUACUCCUCCACUCUGUGCGUUCGCCAAGAGGACCUACCUGAAGUCAUCGCCAUGGCCCGCCACCUGGGCAUGUGGCCUGCAGUGGAAGCCUGCUCGGCUCUCAUGAGAGAGCAGGAGCAGAAACUCCGUCCUGGCAAGGGCUUUACCUCAGCCUGCGCUGGUGCAUGUCGUGAGCGUUGCUGCCAGCAGGGGGUAGGCAGAAGGAAAAAGGCUUUGGGAUUAGAUGACAGUCUGAACGGCGGCUUCAGUCUGAUGCUGGAUGUGUCAGAUGAGUCUUUAGAAGGAAGUCCAAGGCGCAAUUUGCGCAGGACACCGAUAACCCAAUGCCAUAACGGUCUCCCUCUGAGCCCCUCACACAGGAUGAAGCUCAUGGACUUCAUAUCUCCCUCUUCCAAGAAAGCUGCUACACGUCGACACACCAUAGCCAACCCACAGUCACAAAAUGACUCGCACACGCCGCCAUCAAACACCCGUCUUCUCCGCUCCACUCCCGGGGCUGCCAUGGAGGUCCAGAGAUUGCUACCGAUGCCAGAGAGCCCUCGACGAAACAGAAAGCCUCACCCCAUCACCCAGCUCUCCCGUGCCGCCUCCGUAUCAAGGGUUACAAAGAUCACUGUGUGCAGCCCCGUGAGGAUAAAGCAGGAAGUUGUUGAGGUUGCAGAGGAUGAACAGGAUUACGCGAGAGCCCAGGAGAAGUACAAACUGAUGAAUGUCCUUGGGUUACAGAGGACCGCCCUCCUCCCCAGACCAGAAGAUCUGAUUGGCUGGAGACAGAAGAAACGACUGAGGAAGCUGAAGGCGAACAACUAUUCACUGACAAAGCGGCGGAAGCCACGCUCCGUCUCCCCAGGACUACCAUAUGGGGCUGUGACACUGUCACUUCCCCUCUGUAACCCCAUUAACACUCACCUCCUCAACAAGUCAGUAAAGACCAAGCCUGUGGGUCCACUCAUCACAGAGCACAUGACAGCAAAGAGGCCAAAGAGCAGCCCGCGACAUGUCCCUCCAAGUGACAGGAGCAUGCGAAGUCAAGGUGUGUUACCAGACAUGUUCCAGCCUGCCUUCGGGGGGAGGGAGCUCAGGCGGUCAGUGAGGAAGGGUGACGGCACCCACCUUCCUGCCCAGCAGCCUCUGCGACGCAACACCAACAAAGCCGUAGUAAGAAACACAGUCAGAAUCAAACCAGAACCAACUGAAUAUUCUAUCUCAGGUUUCCCGUUUUCAUCAAACGACUACUGUGGCCACUCGCCUCGCAAAUCACCACCUUCACACAGGACGCAGGCCACAAAUAAGGUCGCCGUAGAGACGGUCAAAACACCGCGUUACAACAGCGGCCGACCAGCAACAAAGGCCAAGCUUAGGCGGGGCUCCACAAGGGAGGCGGAGAAGCCAAAGUGUAAGCCCAGAGAGGAGGGGAGGAAGGUAGCGGUCAGGGACGCUACACCGAGAGUGAAGGUUAAUGAACCUGGCGGGCUACAGUUUUCAGAGCACGCACCUCCGGCGUCCAUCUACAACCACCCUCUGUACAAAGUCAUCAAAGAGGAGCCAGAAGAUCCCGUGCCAGUUGGAGGACCUUUCUCUGAUCCUCCCUCGUCGGACCUGGGCAAGCGCCAGAGCAAGCCCCCCAUCAAGCUACUGGACUCAGGCUUUCUGUUCAGCUUCUGUCGGCCAGCAGGGGGGCCGAUGGUGGGACUGAAGAAAGAAGAGGAGAGUGUGGAUAUCUGCUUAACGCGCUCCGUGUCACAAGUCGGAGAGAAAUUUGGAGCGGAGGAGUCCCCCCACAGGGCGCUGAGAGCCAGAGGGCCACCAACCCUGCCUGUGGUGAAGAAGGAGAGGAGCGUGAGCCAAAGCAAGGUUCAGAGACCCAGGAUAAACUCCCGAAACGGCACCGUUCACCAGGCCAAAUCUGCCGGGUCAAAGGCCACACGGACCAAGCCAAAGCAGCAAAGCAAACGGCCUCAGAGCAGCAGGAGCUGCGUCACGCUGGACGCUGCAAGUCGGGCAAGACUUAAGCAGCUCCGGGGACCUCGUAGUCAAGUCCCCAAAGCCCCAAAGGCGGCCCAUAACUGCACGCAGUGCUCGGCCACCUACAAGGACUGCGACGCUCUAAUCAUGCAUCGCCUCAGGCACAUCGAGGGCAAGCACUGGCCAUGUCUGCUCUGCAGUAAGACGUUCUUUCGACUGAGGAAUGUACGCAAUCACAUCCGCACCCAUGACCCCAAGUUGUACAAAUGUCGGAGCUGCAUUGCUGCCGGUUCCUGAGGCAGCUGGAGGGUUUCGCUCAAGCAGUGAGACUGAGGAUGAAGGCUGUCCGUGUGUGACACCAGCGAACGGUCUGACGCCGGAGGCACAUGAUCGAUCAGCAGCUUGUACAUAACGCAUCCGUCACACACGUGAGCACAGCGGUCUGUGGAAAGGCAUAAUUACUCUGAUUCUAAUCAUUGCCGUCGUCAAACGGUCGCUAACGUUAUUUAAAUAACCAAACCAAGGUUGCUGGUCCCGUGUUUGCGUUUCCGUAGCUACAAGAAGGUUAAACUUGAACAUUACACUCAGGGGGCGGGGAAUGUGAUGCCACGGUAUAAAGUGAUUUAACGUCACGGUUGUGUAUAAAAUGAAAUGUAAAGUGAUUGUUAUACUGUAACUAUUACUGCUACUUAUUGUUAUUAUUUUUCUAUGUAUAGAUGACUUUUGAGUGCACUUAUAUCAUAGCUUAUGUUGUAAACCUAAGAAGCGGUGUCGGAAUUGAAGGUUUGGAGUCCACGGCGGGAAUACUUGAAGCGAUGCAAGUGCUGGAGGGAAUACUUGAAGUUGGCGGGAGGUUGUAGGAGUGACACUGUCCUUUGGGUGUUUCAGUGGGUCUUUGUCCUUUUGGUGUGCUAACUUUUAAACGACUUGAGCAGCCGGUCCCUCCUUUCGUAUUGAUCUGCUAGUCUGUCCGUGACUCUGGGCUGGUAUGGUGACACCACUGCAUGUGUAUUUGCAGACCGUUUGUGGUCAACUGUCUUUUCUAAGGCUGCCAAUUUUAAAAAGGGAAAAACGUGUCUCGUUUGUAAUGUGAAUUUCUGAAUAGUAAUCAACACAGCUGUGUCAUUACAGAUGUUUUAUUGAUCUCUUCUUCCACUUUGAUCCGAGAAAAGACACUCCGUCGUCUUGUUCUACUUUAAAUUCCCCUCGUACCGAAUAAAUGCAAUGUGUUCGCGUAAAGAGAUGUUUAUGUUUCACAAAUUGAUUUUAGAAAUAAAUGAGCUGUCUAUUGCUAUCUGUUAAAAGACUGAAUAAAUUUUUGCCUUUUAUAUCUCGUUA